Molecule: messenger RNA, 2006 nt
Organism: Drosophila elegans
Lineage: Eukaryota; Metazoa; Arthropoda; Insecta; Diptera; Drosophilidae
Gene: l(3)mbn
Product: protein lethal(3)malignant blood neoplasm 1
Exons: 6
Coding region: 233-1894 (553 amino acids)
Cellular component (GO): chitin-based extracellular matrix
Molecular function (GO): structural constituent of chitin-based larval cuticle
Source: RefSeq, a predicted model, not a curated record
AUCGUGGGGUGUGUUUCAUUCUGAGACGCUUGCUCCGAACCGAUAAUCUCGCCGUGAGAAACGCGUCGUUCCGUUCCGUCCGCUUGAAAUUCAAAUAUUUAUAAUCGUAUAUUUGUAUUAAAAUAUAAACGCCCGCUUGUUUAUGGUUCUUCGUGUGAUCGCUGUCAGUUUAUAAUAGGGCGUGAAAAUAAAAUAAAUUUGUGACCAAUUUGAAUAAAUAUUAAGCCGCGAAAUGAGCCUAAAAUUGGUGGCGAUCAUUAGUGCUUUGCUGCUCCUGUGUCUGACCCAUGUCCUGCCCGCGGCGACCACAGUCCGUCCCUACAAGUUCGGCUUCACCAUCGACGAGCAGCAGCAUCGGGCUGAGAAGAGGGAUGAACGCGGCAUUGUUAUGGGCGAGUUUGGGUUCAUCACCGCCGAUGGAAUCUACCAUGUGACGGUCUAUGCCACCGACGAGGAGGGCAAGUUCCGCAUACUGUCCAUGAAGAGCUUCCCCUAUGCAGGUCCCGUUGGCCAGAAGACGCUAGUUGCGACAACGACUCCGAAGGCUCUGCCACUACCGGUGGCUCUGCCCAAGUACAACUUCAACACGGAGGCCUGCUCCGGCUGUUUCCUGAAGAAGUCCCCUUCCUCUUCCCCUCCCAAGAAGGAGAUUCGCACGCUGUCCCAGCCGUUGGCGCCAGUUCAAGCAGGUAAGCCCGAGGGCUCUCCGGACUACGGCCUAAAUGUGGAGUUGCCCUUCCGGGACUCCAUUGCCCAGACUGUGGCAAGCCGUCUUGGCUUGAACCAAGACAAUGCACACCAAAGCACCAACACUUACCCUAAUGCACCCACUAAACGCAUCGAACUUGGUCUCAACUUAGCCAUGAACACAUACUACACAACCAAGGGCGCUGUAACCGGACAUGUGAGCUCUCAGACCUCUAGUUCCCAUUCCUCGAGUGGCAGCACAAAGAUUGACUUCAAUGUGGGCGUGGCGGAGAAGGCCGAACCGGCGGUAUAUCCCCCAUUGAACAUCAAGUUGGACGAGCAGGCUGUGCGGCAAGCCAUCACAUAUGCCGGGAGGAUAGCGGCUCCUCCGGCCCUGGAAAAUCAGCCACUUGUUGCCCCCGCCGCUGUGCCCGCCAGCCAAGUGCAAAUCUUUGCUGUGGACGGGGAUGGUCAUGCCAGUAAUAUCCAAUCUGUCGCUGCUCCGAAUGCUGGCCUUAAAAACAUCCUUCGAUCGGGAGUUGCCUCUGCGAAAACAGUGGCGCAUUCGAAAACACAACCCACACUCACACUGAACACACACCAAACACCACUUUUGAAUUCAGCAACCACCGCUGGAGUUUCUGGAAUAGCAGCAAAUUCACCAACCGGAAGUGCACCCUCAAUCAGUGGAGGUUUCCCUGUGGGAAAGGCGCCUGGUGGAAGUCUCUCUGGCAAACCGCAAUCUGGAGGAUCUGGCGGAGGAAAGACAUCUCCAUCUGGAGGUUCAGCGGGCGGUUCCGUUGGUGGUUCGGUUGGCGGUUUCGCUGGCGGAAGAUCUCCAGGAUCUGGAUUCGGAGGAAGUGCAGCUGGUGGAAGUAAAGCCUCAGGAACUGGAGGAUCUCUACCCCGUGGCGGAGCAGUGGGCUCUGGAAGCGGCAGUGCAGCUGGCGCAACGGGAGAUUUGUACAAGUUCAAGUACGUCCUCGACUACAAUGGUCACGAGGAGACAGGCGGUCGUAACGGGGACAAACAGGGCAGCUACUUCGCCAUCGGCGAGGAUGCAGUGCAGCGGACCAUCGAGUACAUUGCGAAUGAGUUUGGAUUCCAGCCCCACAUCAGCUGGCGGAAACUGGACGCCAAGGAGGCGUUGCCCGAGGAGAACUCGCUGAAGCACUACGAGUUCAAGUGGUUCAAUCAGGAGCAGUGAUUGGUGACUCUUCAGCGGAUUAGUCGAAAUCUAGGGUAGCCACCUCUUUCCCCCCAGCUGUACAUACAUUUUUGUUAAUUUUCAAAUAAAGUCAAUGUUUAACAGAUAAGAA